AUGGCGUCGUCAAUAUUACCCCCCGAAAUGGCCAUCGCCGGGGCAGCGGAUAGCGGGCGGCCACUGAGCAUCGAGGAGCUCUGCUUCACAUCGGCCAUGAGCUGUUUUGAAGGCUGGCUCAAGCUAGAUCCAGCGAUCGGUCCCCGCACCAUGGCCUAUGUCACCAAAUUCAUCUCCAGGACGCUAGAGAAAACGCAUAACCUCAAAGACGUCAGGGAGUCGCUAUCAAAAAGUGUCGAGGUCUGGAUAUGGCUUACCCGGGACUUUGCGGCCGCGAUUCCUAGUUUGACGACGCGGUCCAUCGGGCCUCUGGCCAGUCUCAACGACCCUGACAAAGGCGUCACCCCCUUGGAGAGCACGGCGCUGAUUACUAAGAACUAUCCGUCGUUGAAGGAGGACUUACAGUUGUUGAUCAAGCUGAUGCAUGUUGCGAGAAAUUUACUUGUCGUACCGGAGCCCGAGAUUCCCCAGGAUCUGUGCGCCGCAGCUCAGUUCGACCAGAUGCUCUAUCAGACGAUCAUUCUCUGUAUUAAUGUCACGAGCAAGGCGUACGAUGGCGAUGUUCUCGAGGAGUCGGCCAGGCUGAAGCUGAGCGAGAUUACUGAGCUCUACAAGAAGCUAUUGGUGACAUGCCUGCAGCAAGCCCACAACUGGAUCGCUAAAAAUGACCGGAACAAAAUGGCGUUCUGGUCUACCGUUUUGUUCGACGAUGACGCCCUUGCCGACGAGUCCGACGGCAACGUCUACGGGGAAUUCCGGCCGGAUAUCGCCAAGACCGAAGUCCAGAACUGGUUCGAGCGCAACUCACGUUUCUGCGACAAGGCUCGCCAGCUACUUACCGACUACGAGGACAAUGUCGCCAGUAAAGGGCAGCCCCCGGGUCAUCUGCCCUGCAUCUCGCCACUCGCCUGGAACUGGAUGCCCGAAGGCACAGUACGGGUGCGGGCCGACGAUAUCCGCGACGAGUCCAAGAUCACUCCGCAGUGGAAGGAGAACGAGCCCGACAAGUUCGAGCAAGACAAAGCCUACGGUCGAGUGUCAAGGGAGGUUGACACCUGGUGGCUUAAGAUCCGCGACCCCAACUACGACGAGUGGGUUGUGCCGAUGCCCUCCGUCGAGUUCGCCCAGCAGAGAACUGAGAACUGCAAGGCCAACCUGAUCAACCGGUAUGCGCAGUCAUACCGAACCGCCGAACAUGAAGGCUCUGUCCAUUCGGCCGACGGCGGUCCUUUGCCCGAAGGUCCUGUGGGCCAAGAAAUCCACGAUGGUGGUGGCCACUAUGUGCACGACUACAACGACGACAUGAUCGAGGAGGAAGACAUUGAUGACGACGACUCGUACGGCGAAGGCCCGAUGAACGGGCUGUUGACCGAGGUCCCCAAUAUUCUUGAUCCUAAGCAGAUCGAGGCCCUCCACAUGAUUGUCAAGUCGUGUAUCCUUGACAACGCCGGCCUAGCGCUGAGCAGGGCUGGUGAGAAUCUGCAGAAAACAAGGUGUAGGAUGUUCUUGGCCAUGGAAUGUGGCCGCAGCCUGCUUAGGGAGAUCCUUGUUUUCAUUGCUGUCUGGGAGAAGAGUGAGCAAUCGCUCAUCUUCCAGCUCACCACCCAGAUCGUCGAGGCCAUCCACCAUAGCGCCCUGGUGCCCUAUGCGUGGCAGUCACUGCGUAUCCCCAAGGAUAUCAUUUCCCCCGCGCAGACGGUGUUGUUGAGGCUUGUUAACAACAUGUUCCGCGCCCGGAACAACGACCCACCACAUCCGGAUUCGAAGGAGCACCUCCGCGAUGUGAAGCUGCUGCACUUUUUGUUCAUCCAGUUCCGCAGCCGAAUCGUGCCCGAGUGUACUGCCCUGAUGCACUUACAAGCACAAAUCCGUAACGACAUUUGUGACCCGGCCGAUUUCCCUGUCGACAGCUGGGACAUGGAGCGCGCGAAGGACGGUAUCCAACAGUUCCUUGAGCUCCUUACAACGGUCAAUGAGCUCCCCGAGACCCGCCAAUACCUCAUCGAAUGGGAAGCUGCGUACGAACUCCUGGCUUUGCUUAAGGGCCUUGAAGCCGGCGUACCCAAGAAGCCCAUGGUCGAUCCCGCCGGCCGCUCAACCUCGAGCAAUGGGCGCCAUCCACCUCCUCCCCACCCCGACGACCCUGACGCAGGUUACGACUCAGAAGAUCACCCACUGGCCCCGCCCCCUCCGCUAGAAGAGCCAGCGUACAAGUACCCUUGGGCCGGUAUCAAAGGCCAGAUCCUGCAUAUCCUCGCGGGACUACUCCAGCCUCCACAUGGGCGAAGCAGCCCGGGCAAUCCAGAAGUCCAGUCUCAGAUCCUGCGGCAUAACGGAGUAAUAAGCUUACUCAAUUGCUGCGUAUACGACGACUACAACCGCUAUGCCCGCGAGCGUGUCCAGAUCUGUCUGAAAUGGCUCAUGGACGGCUCGGAUGAGGCGAACAAGUACCUGCGCGAACUCAUCGCCAUGUCACCACCUCCCAGCUUGCGCCCACCCCAACAACAACAGCAACAACAACAGCAGCAGCACGCUCACAACCCCCAACAUCCCCAUCUCCAACACCCCAGCGACAUUCCGCCACCACCACAACAACCACACCAACAACACCAAACCACCUCUCUCCGAAUCGACGGCAUAGCCGGCGAAGUCAAAGUCCGCCUACGCGCUCCCGGCGAACCCCUCCCUCAAAUGCGCGCCCCCAGCACCGCCACCACUACAACCACCACCGCAACUAGCACCAACCCCGCUUCCCGAAUCCUCCCACCCCCCCUCGCCGGCAACAGUAACCCCACCAUCACCACCAACACCAAUAAUACCCUCCCCCCACUACGGGGAACAGCAAGCGGCACCGUCAGCAACGCAUCAACAGGCGGAACAGGCGCACCGCCACGGAGUCGACCCGAGGAGCUGUUACGUGAUAUUAUCACGUUGGCAGAUGAGGCGGCGAGGUUGGCGAUGGGGCAGCCGCUGGGAGCAGGGGGAGAUGAGACGGAGGAGGAGGAAGGGGAGGAUGGGGAGGAGGAUUAUGGGCAGGGGGGAGAGGGGAGGGGGUAUGAUGAAGAUGAUUUUAUGUAG
This is a messenger RNA of Dichotomopilus funicola, 3078 nucleotides long. RefSeq lists its product as uncharacterized. The transcript has 3 exons. Gene Ontology annotation, cellular component: cytosol. Bases 1 to 3078 code for a protein of 1025 amino acids. The record is from RefSeq and is a predicted model, not a curated record. Lineage: Eukaryota; Fungi; Ascomycota; Sordariomycetes; Sordariales; Chaetomiaceae.